Molecule: messenger RNA, 5512 nt
Organism: Camponotus floridanus (Florida carpenter ant)
Lineage: Eukaryota; Metazoa; Arthropoda; Insecta; Hymenoptera; Formicidae
Product: C2 domain-containing protein 3
Exons: 12
Coding region: 132-5267 (1711 amino acids)
Biological process (GO): cilium assembly; centriole elongation
Cellular component (GO): centriolar satellite; centriole
Source: RefSeq, a predicted model, not a curated record
GCUUCUGUAUCCGUCACGUCUCCUGUUACUGUUCCAUCACAUCAUAUCGCGUGGUUAUUCGGCGUGCUUUUAACCUAAGCUCAAUGACAGAUGUGUGAAAUGUCAGUUAUGCGUUGUCUUGCGGAAAACAAAUGGAUUCAGAAACGAAGCCGUACAGGUCUCUGCCACCACUAGUCGAAGGUAAAAUUCACGGUAAUUUGCGGCUCGUUAUUGACCAAGUUCUUUGGCUCAGAAAUCCCGGAGAUGUCACGGUUGUGGCUUCCUGGUGGGGCGAACACGACAGUGCUCAGUUCAGGCCAAUAGAUAACAUUACAGAUACAGUGAGAACAGAUGAGGAUACAACUAAAAUAUAUGCUAUAAAAACUAACACAACGCUUUUUGAAGAUUAUCUUAAAAACUGUGGAACAAUAGAAUUAGUAAUUAUCGCGGAAAAGACUCGCGAGAUUAUUGGAACGGCGCGUGUAGGAGACUUGUCUAAGAUAUUUACAUGUAAAUAUUAUACUCAGUUUGUUCCAAUAUUAAGUAAUAAUGGCGAUAGAAUAGGGAAAAUACGUGUUUCUUUGCAAUUAACAUAUUUAACAAAGCUUCCAAAUAUGCAAUUGAAAACAUGCAAAUACAAUAAACAAGAGAGAAAUGAUGUUUUAGCAUCAGUUGUUGAUAAUUUACAAUAUAACGAAGAAAUACCAGUGACAUCCUAUAAGGAUGCUGAUAUAAAAAAAAAACAUUUUACAAACUCUACAAACAAUGAUACAUAUGAUGUGUAUAGAUCUGUCCUGAAGACUAAACGACAAGAUUUUCAAGAAUCAAAAAAGAAAUUUAAUGAAAUGAUAACAGAUAAAUUAGUUGCUCAAAUUGUUGCUAGAGCACAAAGACUUAGAGGAGCAAUAUUAAAAGAGACGUACAAUGAUGAUUCUUUAGCUCUUAGCGAUAAUUCAAUGAGCAAUGGUUUAUAUGCUUCAGCAGAAAAUGAAGCAAAACUUUAUGAAUAUAUUUUGGGGACUGAAAUGACUUCUUCAGAAGAGAAGAAAGCUUUGAACACAUUGAGAUCAAUAUCUCCAACUCCAAGUUUGAUAGAUUUAGCUUCUGAAACAAUUACAGCAAGUAAAAAAGAUAAUAUAAGCAUUAGACAGAAUGAAAAUUCCCUUGUAAAAUCAAACAGUCUUGUAGAAGAUGUAUUACAUGAAGAGAUAACUGAUGAAAGUGAGAUGAAAGGAACACCUCCUCUGGAUCAUGUCAAUAGUAUAAGAAUUUUUAUUGAAUCCUUUACACUGAGUCCUGCAGGAUACAGACGUGCAAAAUCUACAUGCUUGCAACAUGGUGUACCAUUGUCACUGACAUAUUUUAUUCAAUAUGAUACAACAUUUGGAUGUACAAAACAAACAAAUAUAAAAUCUAAUAAAGAAAUUAAAUUUGUAAGAACAUGUGCUAAAAAACAAGUCGGUCAAGUUAUUGACUUCAACUCUGAAAAUAUACAUAGUAUACAGAGACACAUCAUAAGGAAAAAUUUUCCUUUGAAAUUCAAAGUUUUUGUUCGACAUCUUAAUCAAAAAUUCCCAAUUGAGUUAGGAUUUGGUUCCAUGAAUAUCAAUGACAUUGCAAAUACUGUAAAUUUAAGCAGUACUCAGCGUAUUGGUAUUAUUAAUAAAGGUAUCAAAAUAGGUGAUUUAAAGGUCACAGCAGAAUUAGGCUGUGAUUUUUUCUUUGGGAAAGAAUUUGUUGAUACUAUAAUGUCUGCAAAAGAAAAUAUCCCUGUUUUGGAAAUACAAUCUUUAAGUUCGAAUGGUAAUAAAUACAAAAAUGCAACAGGAACUCACUCUUCCAAAUCUAGUAGCAAAGUCUCGUCCGUCUCUGCCAAACGAAUUGAAUGUUUAACUAGUAAUAAUAAUAAGGACUUGAUUGCUACAAGAGGUAUAGCAGAGCACCGAGAACGAAGCUCGGAUAAUAAAAAAAUUGAUACAAAUAAUCCAGAAAGUGGUGCUAAAGAUAAGGUUUUACUUCACGGCUUGAUAUAUAUAGCCGAGGGUAAAAAUUUAUCAGAACCUAAUACUUAUUUGAUAUGUAGAGCAUUUUGGCGAGAGGACAAAGCAACAAGUCAAAUCUGUAGUAAUACGAAAAAUCCAUUCUAUCAUUUCUUUCAACUGGUACCAUUAAUUCAUAGUAUAGAAUUAUUGGAGAGAAUCAGAGAUAAUUAUAUAAUCAUAGAAGUGUACAGUCGACAAAACAGUGAGGCAGAUAAUCUAUUAGGAAUAGCAAAACUACCUGUACAUCAACUGUAUAUUGCAUAUAGAGAUCCACUUGUUUUACCUCACUUGCUAUUGUCAAAGUAUCCUGUAAUAAGUGUAGAUGGUUGGGUCAAUAUUAACAAUCCAGUAAGCGGAGAAUCUUGCGGAGAAUUACUUGCACUGGUUGCGCUUGGCACUGCAGAGCAAAUUGCAUUACUAGAAGUGUCAAGAGGUUUAAGAAGUACUAGUAUACCACGAACAGUUUAUCACUGUCAUGUUCUUGAUAAUAUAAGCAAUGCAACAAAUAUUUAUCAAGAUAAUUUACCAUGUAAUGUUCCUGAGAUGUUAAAUCUCAAUUCACGGAAAGUUACAUGCGAUAAUCAUUUCGCUUAUCACGUUCAUAGUACGACUGAUCGAGAUUCAGCAUCCGCCGAUUAUAAGAGUCAAGAAAGUCAAACAGAUAUCUCGAGCUUUCAAGAUGCAAAACCGGAGAAAUCAGUGGAAGAAGUUGAACUUUCAGAACACUUGGCUUUACAUACUUUAGUCGACCGUUUAACGAAUGCGUUACACAUUAAUAAAAUCAGCACUGACCAAUCGGCGCAAACUGAGAUGAAUCAAGCAGAUGAUAGAGAAAUGAAUGAUAAAGAGUUACAUUUAAAUACGUUAAAUAGCAAUAGUCUCACUGACAAUAGUGAUAAUAGUUGUAGUCCGAGAAAUGAUUUUCAAUUACCUACGGAAAUGUAUAGAAGCGUUGGCGUUGGAGCAGAAUACGACGAAGAAUUAGAUCGACAGCAAAAUAACGCUUAUGAUAAUCUUUCAAAUUCAUCCGUGAUGAAAGAAAAUCCUGAAAAAGAAGAAGUAAAUAUUGAUUGCAAUGACUCUUUCUUCCGAUCUGUCGUGGAAAUUGAAUGCGCGCUACAUUUGCCGAAGAUAAAAGGACUAAAUGAAUUUGUAGAACCGAGUACAUACGUGACUUUUCAGGAUUUAACUCAUAAACUUAAUUCUAGUAGCCAAUUGAAUUCAUAUAUGGCGACGAAUGUUUUUUCACACAGCUGCAAUCCAAAAUGGAAUUGGAAAUGCGAUUCAAAACUGCCAAUGGACCUACUUUUAAAUAAUCAGAAAAGAUUGAUCUUCAAAAUAUGGUAUUUAAUCGAUCCAAACACGUCGACAGAAAUAAAUUUAAGAAAGGAUAUUGUGAUUGGUUUUUCCGCUGUCGAUCUCUCCGUUUUGAUGGCUGGAUUUCCCACGGUAUCCGGAUGGUUUCACAUUAUAGAUUUUACCGGAAAAUGCAACGGACAAAUUAAAAUAACUAUAACACCUCUGGAUAGUUUACCUUCAGGAAAAUUUGCACCAAUUGACGCCAAUCUGCCAAAAUGUAGUAAUUUAUCGCAAACAAACUGGUUGCAUCUGUAUAAUAAUACACCUUGCAAUGAUACAGCAGAGUCUGAUAAUACGUAUCAAAUGUUAUCAAGCCACUCGUGCACAAGCAAUGGGAAAAGCAGAUAUACACAAAGUGAUCGUAAGAAUGAAUUUGUAGUAGAAAUUGGUCAUGGUCUGGAAGAUGUUUCUAUGUCUUUUCUCUCAUCGUCUUUGAAGCAAAAGUUGACUGAACUAGACGAGAUUACAAAACGUUUGCAAUCACGUUUAAGUGAUGUCACAAAUACGGCUUUCGAAGAUGAUUUUGAUAAUGAUUUCGAUAUGAUCGAACCAAAUAGUGACAAUGAAAAUACCGAUGAUAAAAAUGUCGAGAGUACACCGCAAAACACAGAUUUCAAGUAUUCUGCUAAUAGCGCGUCACAAAUGCCGAAACAGAAUAAUAUACAAAAUGAUCGAAAUUUCGUGAAUGACGAGGCACAGACAUCCGCUAUAAGCAGUAAUCAUAAUUCACAUUUCGAGUCAAGUUCCGAUCAAGUUCGAGCUAUAAAUUCGGAUGCAACUGAUACCGGGUAUUGCACCGAUUCCAAUGCACGCUUCGCACAUCUCGGUUAUUAUCACAAUCAGUAUCAAAAUCGAUGCGGAUCGUCGACUCGUAAUUAUUUAUCAAGCGGCACAGAGUAUCCGGCACGAGGUACCAAAACGCAUAUAAAUCAUCUACUCGAUAAGCUUUCCUUGGAUUUGCCACCCAGGCCGCCUUCGGCAGCGGCCGUACCUAUGAGGAGAGAUAUUCUCGAACUGUUUGCGAGUUUACGAGAACACAGAAAUAAUUCACAAGACAAGAACAAGAACAAUCGUGGUAUAGAUACUUGUUCAGUGCCCACUCAGACGGAUGACUUGGGCGAAUCGCACGCUUACAUUCACGCGACGAAUUUAGUCACAAUCGAUGGCGAAAGCUUUUCCAAACCGUCUCAAAUAUUGGAAUCGCAACCUCGUAAUAGAAUAUCGACAGUAAUACGUGAAGAAUUAGUUGCGGAAGAAAAUAACGAAAACUCCAAUUGUGAUGAACUAACGACAUAUCUAAUCACUUCCAAUGUACGUCAUAUGGACUUGGAUAAUAUAUUCAAUCCAUUGCUCUAUCAACAUAUGUUGCCAGAUCUACAAACUACGGCUGCUGUAUCACCGGAAGGAGAAGCGGAACAACUGGACAAUCAGUACGCGAGAAGUUUCGGUAUGGCAAUGAUGCGCGAUAGUAGAAUCGAUCGUUCGAUAGAAAACAAAAUGACUCCAUCUCGAAAAAACGACAUGCCAAUAAAAAGUCGAACAAGCGUUUUAGAUUCUGAAGAGAACACGGAAGAGUUUUCCGCUUUGACAGAUUCGGAUGUAUCGGGAAAUAUCGACAAUAGUAUCGAUGUAACCGUCAUUUAUAAAUCCAGCAACAAUGAUCUAAUGUCGAAUAAUAGUACGGAGUCGAUAGUUGAUAUUACGUCAUUCGACAAAUCAUCGGCACAGCAAACCACUAAAACAAGGAAUUACUGCUCCACCGAACUAUCUGUUCCCGGAGUAUCGAGACAAGCGCCCGAAGGUGGCAAUCCCGUGGAAGAAGCUAAGAUAGUUUCGGUAAUGACGAAUCGACAAGACGAUAUCCAGGAUGUGUCAGCAGAUGAUUAAAUACUUGUGUAAGAUACUUUUGUAACUAAACUAGAAUAUAGAAAAAAAAACAAUCUUUGUAUGUGUGUACAGAAUGAACCAAUAACAAUCAACAAUAUCUUCAAAAUUAUAUGUGCCAGUAAAGAAGAAAAAUUUAUCAAAUACAAGUUGCAUUGUACAGGAAAAGCUAUCGUAUGGUGAUGAUAAAUGUUACGGAUGAAAUUACUUAGAAGAGAUUUGAGUCUUCUAUUUUUUUUUAAAUAUAG